AUGUUUAGAAACGCUGCACCGUGGGCAUUCCUGGCCGCGGCCAUAUGCCCAGCCGUAGCACAGUUUGAUGCCUGGCAAGAUGGCCAAAUCAGCACUGAAAUAUGUAUUUGGAAACAACCAAGAGCAAUAAUGAUUCGGGAUAUGGUGUAUCUAGAUGGUGGUGAUAUCAAAUGGACUGCACAUAUGAAUGAUGGCAAAACUAUUACAGGACUUGACACAGGCAACAAUGAGGGUAUUAUCCUCAACUUCAAUCUGAGCACUCCAUUUAAUACGACGACGAAUGUGACGCAGAUUCUUCUCGACAAACCAGCCAUGUCAAAAGCACGAGGCGGCUCAGGAAACAGUAACGGCGCUGCACCCAACUUUAUCGACGGCGCUCUUCUUGGCAAUGAUGCUGAAUUCUUCCUUUACGGCGGCGAUCUGUUGCGAAACGACGACUUGUACCAGGCACCCGAUAAGGAUGAAGUCUUGGGCUACCAGGCGUACCAGUAUGGACCGGACAAGCCGACAUGGAGGCCAAGUUUUGUUGAUGACAAGCUGGACAAAGACGUCACUAGAUACGUCGCGUAUGGAGGGGCUGCAAAUGUACCGUCUGAAAGCCUCGCGUUCUAUUUCUCUGGACUGAGAUCGCCGACAUAUGGAGCUUUCUUCACGAACGAUCCCAAGAAUAAGGCCACGAAUGUUUCCGACACGCUGAUUACCUUGAACAUGGAGGAGCAGCUCUACGAAACUUGGACCAACACAACAUUGAAAGGCCCCAAGGGACGUGCCAAUGCAGAGGUCGUUUGGGUGCCUGUGGGCAAGAAAGGUAUUCUCGUUGUCCUGGGAGGUGUUGUCUAUCCUGAAUGGGCAGGACGAAGUGGAAAAUCCGCCAAUGAGGCAGAGAGUGAGAAGCAAAGCCCUGGGUUUAUGCAGACAAUCGACGUCUACGACAUAGACAGCAAGAAGUGGUACAAGCAGGAAACCAAGGACGGUCCAGGUGCACGAACUCGAGGGUGUGCCGUUGUCGCCACGGCUUCGGAUCGUUCAAGUUUCAACAUCUUCUACUAUGGUGGAUUCGACGGUAUUCAUCCUCUGGACGCUUACAGUGAUGAUGUCUGGGUGCUCUCAUUACCAUCCUUCACGUGGAUCAAGGUCAAUGAAGGAAAAUCCCUUCAUGCUCGCGCUGGACACAAGUGCUUCAUGCCAUACCCUGACCAAAUGCUUGUCUUUGGUGGUUACACGUCUCAAGCUGGAAGUUCGAUUACUUGUCUUGACCAGGGCCCAAUUGUGAACUUCAAUGUCACCAGUGGACAGUGGUUGGAUGGGUAUGAUCCCGACGAGUACAGUGAUUACGGCGUUCACGAAAAGAUUCACUCUGAAAUCGGAGGUAAUGCUAAAGGUGGCGCAACGGCGACUGCCCCUGCAGACGGCUGGUCGGCAUCUGCCCUUGAAGACAUCUUUGGCACUAAAUACGACACCAAGAAGAUCAAGGAAUACUGGCCUUACACCAAGGUAGUCUCAACAGGCCGACCUCGACUCGAUAGCGGCGACAACAAUGAUGAUGAUAACAAGAGCGGCGGCUCUGGUCUUCCAAACUGGGUUGCGCCAGUUCUUGGAGUCGUUCUUGGACUGAUGUUCGUGACUGGUAUUCUCGUUGUCUUCUGCCUCUGGCGCCGUCGUAAAAUCUUCAAGAAUAGAUCAAGCGACGACGGUACUGAAGAUCCGGGCUCGCGUAUCCGUUCAUGGAUCAGGGGCCAGCACAACGAGAAGGCCCCAACAGUCACAACAGACGAGACCCCGACAAGCCCUGGAACCGAAGUGGCCUUGACUGCGAGAUUCGUCGGGUUGUCACCGUCACCGUCUGAUACUCCCGCCUAUCCUGUCUCUCCCGCCGAGGUGGCUGAUACACAAAUUCAUGAGAUGCCUGACACCUCACGACCUCCUGAGCUCCAUGACACAGGUCUUUCACCCAUCGACAUCAUCCAAAAGUACUCCCACUUUGCCAAAGACGGCAAGCCUCGAUCCAUGUCGAAUCCUUCUAGCAACUCUUACUCUAUAGGAGGGGAACAUGCAAGCACCGUAUCGAGAUCGACAGGACCUCAAGUAUCGCAGCCUGACUCUCCCACAGCAGGCCAUAAUCGCAUGACAUCAGAUGUGUCUGGUGUAACCGAAAGCGACGGGAAACCCACUCGCGUAACAUCUGAUGUUUCUGGCGUCUCUGAGGGCGAUGCAUUAGCACUCCGGCAUACGGCCGUUCCUAUAAGUCCAAGGACCGACGAUGCAAGCUUGCCUUCGCCGCCACUUCCCUCUCCUCCUGCAGACUUAACACCCAAUUCACCCAUUGGUGAAGGCCCGGUAUCCCCUGCACCAGUGUCUCCUCCCAGUGCCAGCGAGGCUCCUGGUCGGGACUACAUCACAGCCAAGGCCUCAGCAAGCCCUAUCCGGAAGAGUAUGUUCAAGGAAAGUGAUGAGGAUAUGGGUCAUUCUAAGUAG
Molecule: messenger RNA, 2475 nt
Organism: Fusarium proliferatum ET1
Lineage: Eukaryota; Fungi; Ascomycota; Sordariomycetes; Hypocreales; Nectriaceae
Exons: 5
Coding region: 1-2475 (824 amino acids)
Molecular function (GO): protein binding
Source: RefSeq, a predicted model, not a curated record